Plutella xylostella (diamondback moth) is the source of this 1128-nucleotide messenger RNA. RefSeq lists its product as uncharacterized. Lineage: Eukaryota; Metazoa; Arthropoda; Insecta; Lepidoptera; Plutellidae. Gene Ontology annotation, biological process: regulation of synaptic transmission, cholinergic; sleep; positive regulation of voltage-gated potassium channel activity. The record is from RefSeq and is a predicted model, not a curated record.
AAGUGAGUACGGCGGCAGUGGCCAGUGAUAACACGAGCCGUGCGGAUUGAUAUUGUGAACCGAAAUAUACGAGUAUAUUCGUUUUAAAAAUUGGUGUUAAAUCCUGGAUUCAAAAGAUUGAACAAGAUGGAACAAAAACUAUUAUUGAUAGCGGUGCUGUUUUCAUGCGUUUAUGAAUCCUCAGCCAUCCACUGCUUCUACUGCAACAGCGCCAACAAUUCGGCGUGUGCGGACGUGAUGGCGCUGGAGCCGGAGCUGCGCGCGCGCAUCAUCCCGGCCGUGCACUGCGAGACCGCCGUGCCCGCGCCCGCCACAGAGCGCUUCUUCUGCAGGAAGAUCGUACAGACUAUCUUCCACUCGCACCGCGACAGUGAGGUGCGUGUAACCCGUGGCUGCGGCUGGGUCCGCCACCACCGGGAGUGCUACAAGGCAGACAAUGCGGACCACCUGGAGACCGUCUGUCAGUGCUUCGAAGACCACUGCAACAGCAGCGGAAGGGUUAACGCGGCGCUAGCGGUCGCGGCGCUGUGCGCUUUAGGCAGGCUUUUGCUGUCUUAAAAAGUUUUUUUAGAUAAAGUUAUGUAUGUUGUUGAAAGUAAGGCUGCUUUCCCAGUAGCCUAACUGUUGCCUGUUUUUAGCGUAAUCUAUCAAAUUGUAACACUAGGUAGUUUAAUCCUAUAGAUAUUCCGUUAACCCAGUUGGCAGCGAACAGUUUGCCUGCUGGGGACGCAGUUUCAGUAUAAAUGCGAAUUAUUGAGAUUAUAUGUUUUUGUUGUGUACAAAGGUACAUUAAUAAGAAGUUCUAAAAAAAAUGCGUAAAAAAGGUUUCUUGAGGAAUAUCUAUAAAUAUCCUACGAGGACGACUUGGCUCGAUUGCGAUGUACCAAUUUUUUUUAUAAAUAACACCGAUAUGAAAAUUGUAAUAGGAAUAUUAAGUUAUUAUUAUAGUCUGCCUACCAAACUAAAAGCUCAACGCAAGCAAAAAUAUUUUAUUUAGAAUGUUACAAAAAAAAACAGAAUAAGUAAUAAAUAUAAAUAAAUUUUUCACAUUGAUAGUGACUUCAAUAAUUAUACAUAUAUUAUAAAUUAUACUACUUAUAAAGAAUAUACUUACCUACGUAUUCGCAU